UGACUAUUUUACAUCUUUUCGGGACACUACGUAGUGACGUUAAACGUGCUUUUACGUAAAACCGCGUACACUUUGUCUCUUAGACACCGUAGUCUAAGCUUGUUUUAAUCGUGUUGUUUUUAAUUUUAUUACAAUUUUAUCCUAAGUUAAGUUAGUUUUAAGUUUAGUCCGCCAUCUUGACUUUCUUGACGCUUUCAAAAUAACGAUCAAAACGCGCGUCGGUCGUAAGAUGGUCAGUAAGGAGCCGCCAUUGCAGCCAGUGGAAGUUAAGAGUAAGAGGAGAAGACGUCGAGCUGGCAACAGAGCAGGGAAGAGGCGUUCUAGGAAGACUACAGUGGUGGUCGCAGCAGUUGCGACGUUGCCGUCAGAAAAGUACUCUAGUCCUGUGAAGUGUGCUGUUCACGCGUUCCUGAUGAGAUACCAGAGUGCGCUGAGGAAGGUGCCAGCUCACCUGCCGCCGCGGGUACACGCUGGGCCGCCUUCGAAGAGGGUUAAACGGGUUUCUUGGAGUCACGACGAAAGCGGGUCGAUGAGCGGCGGCGGCGACCCGGCGGUUCUUGCCGUCGGGCCGGCGCGGCGGCCGCUCACCUACACCCGGGAACAACUGUUACGGCUACGACACUCGCCGCUCGUGAAGAAGGGGCUCGAGAUACCGCUGGUGGGCUGUGACGCGCUCGCGCUGGUGUUGAAAAAGAGGUCCGACUCGCCGAACGAAGAGGAUCGAGGGGCCAGAGGGGAUGCACCAGCCGAAAACCACAAAGGUGUGUACGGCCGCGAACGCGAGCGAGAGCGUCGUUCCGCCGACCCUCGCGAGCGUGUACGCAAGGAGAGCGAACCGAGCAGCGGCAUAGUGUUGUCCCCCCAACGACGAUCCUUUACCAGUGGUUGUGGGGCGCCUGCGGCCGCUGCCCCGCCUCCCCAUGUAGCCAGAACGAGGCCAGAGUCACCGCUGUGUCCAGCACCUGCUCAAGCGAAGCCUGAACCAGCGGGCCGCCGCAUAGGUUCCGGUCGAAUCAUGGUGCGGGACGUACCUCAUUCUGGUUGGGAGGAGGGCGACUACCGGCCCAGUGAACCCUACCGGCCUCGCGAGCACCGGCCCAACGGCGAUAGGUACGAGUUCGAGCGGCGUUCGUUUACCCGUGACUCCUACUCCUCUGAUAUUAAGAGGGAAAGGGAAGACCGAUUCAACAACGAAAAACAGAGAGAGAGGGAAGACAACCGCAGAUCAGGUGGUCGCUAUUCUCAACGACGGUUUGAGAAAGAAGAUGAACCAGAGUGGUUUAGUGGAGGGCCGACAUCUCAACAUGACACUAUCGAGCUCCGCGGUUUCGACGAGCCCACUAAAAAGAACGGCUCGACGAGUGGCAAAGAGACUGAGAAAUGGAACAACAACGGCGGUGCCAGAUCGCCCGGCAUCGAGCGGAGCGAGCGUAACGAGCGUAGCGAGCGCCCCGAGCGAGGCGAGCGGCACGAGCGGUGGCGGAGUGAGUCUACGUCUGAAACUGCACCAGUUGAAGACUCCAAUGAUACUAGCAAUGAUAAGGAUUCCGGCGUGGAAUCGAAGGCUGAGGAGCCGGCCGGCUCGCAGCCAGACUUCAACCUUGACGAAUUCCUCAAACUGGACUCCAUACCCGACGUACUCACGAAUGGUGGUGGUGAGAGCGAAGGUGGUAGUAGAUUCAGCCGCUGGUUCCGUCGUGAAAGUCCCACCAACGACUCACGCCAUUACGAGAGGCUACUCAAUAAUAUGGUUGACGACCUGGAUAACCCGUCGCGGCCGGCGCCCAGCGAGCCGAGCCACAUGUUCGCGCCCAUCGCGCCCGCCGCGCCGCCUUCGUUACUGGACCUGCUGCGCCGCGCCAACGCCAACUCGGAUCCGAGGCCCGCUGCCGAAAUGAACAACGUGGGCGGCAAGAUCCACAGCCUGGAGGAACUGGAGGCACGCCUGCGGCCGCCGCAGCCCGCGCCUCAUCCCGACCACGACCUGUCCGCAUUCAAGCGCCUUCUGGCGCAGGUGUCGGGCGGGCACGCGGUGCCGGCCGAGCAGCAGCCGCAGCCGCAGAGGCCGCCGCCGCAACCCAUGAGCCUGUUGCAGAUGUUGAACAAGAGCAUGGAACAACAGCAACAACAACAGCAGCAACAACAGAAGGCGCCACCGUCGCAGCCGCACAUCCCGCAGGAGUUGCUCUACAAACUGCUGCAAGUGCAACAGCAUCAGCAACAACAGCAGAGCGAGAUGAUGCCGCCGGCGGCUCCAGCACCCGCGCCGGGGCCCUCGCCCGCCGACAGGGAGCUGCUGCAGCGGCCGGAGGCGCAGGCCAUCAUACACGGUCUGAAAGCUGGCGAGAUAACGGUGCAACACCUAAUGCAGCAACUAGGAAACCCGGGCCUGCAGUCGCGACAUCGCGAAGUACUGCUUACGAUUUUACGACUUCACCAGCAGCAAAGACAGAUGGGCGGGUCGCCGCUGCCGGGCGUGGGCGGCGCGGCGCCGCACCUGGUCGUGCCGCCGCUGCAUCAGCCGCUGCGACUCUCGCCUCUGCCGCAUCCGAGUGUGCCAGCCCGCAUCCCGUCCCCCCGCGAGCUGGCGGCGCACACGCAGUGCAUCAUGCAGAGCGCGCUCAUCAAGAAGAAGCUGGAGGAGCAGAGGGAGAACUACCGCCGCCGCCACGACCCGCCCAAGGGGACACCCAUCUCCUUCACUCCCACCUCCGUGUUACGUAAAAUGACCGCGGACAAGGAAUCCGAUGCACCAAGCCCUAAACAGCAGCAGUGGGCGCAGCCACCCAAGAUGCCGCAAGGACGGCCCAUCGUCAAGGGUAACCAGAGCGGCGCAGCGCCACCUAUGGGAUACCCGCCGUCACCGGCAGACUACCAACACCAUUAUCAACAGCAGCAAAUGUCGGGCAGCGUGCGUCAGUUCAUGCAUCCGCAACAGAGGCAGCAAGUACCCAACUCGCUAAACAAUAUGAACAACAUGAAUAAUAUGAACAAUAUGACCCGCGGCAUCGCCGGGGGCACCACUCUGCACCAAUUGCUAGUCCAGUCCCAUCAGAGGAGUCUCAACGAACUAGGCGGCGUCGGCGGCACAGGUGGCGGCGACAACCAACUAGCCCGCUGGUUCCCCGAACUCCUCGCCCGCGCCUCGGCCGGCAAGCUGCCCUCCGUGCACGUGCCCAACGCGCUCUCACUCGAGGACCUCGAGAGACAUCACCACUCGCCAGCGCCGGCGCUGCGCAACUGAACAGUACCGGUAGACCCUUAUUUAAACGGCUCAGGCGAAGGCACUGUUCAUGAGGCUAAAAAUUUUGAAGUUCGAAUGGCUAACUCUGCAUGGACAGAAACUAAUACUCAUAAACGUUUACGUAAUUAAGCUAGUAAUCAUUUGUCCCUCUCCGACGUAUUCGUAUGAUGGAAAGAGACAAACGAUUUUUAUCGGCUUGCCAAAUUUAGUUUAUGAAUAAGAGGGUUUAUGCGUAAAUUUUAUCGUUUUCUUGGAAACUUUCGUAUUUGGCAUGCUUCUGUCUACCUCAACACUUGUACUUCAGAUAUAUCUGAGUGGCCAAGUCUCUGACAAAUAUCUGCACAUGCCGUGUUCAGAUUUUUUUGAGCACCUCUGCAGCUUCUAUAUAUUUGAUGGCGACUGUAUUGAGAUUGAUUGAAAUAGCAUAACACGUUCGUGCGUUUCCGUAAAUAUUAUGCACCCCUAAGCACUCUCAAGCAUGGAAUCUUAUGAAAAUAUAAAUUAUUCAAGUGGUCUAUUGUCAUUUUAAAGUUUAUGCAGAGUUAGCUUAGACGGACUAUAGUUUGAGCACCUAUUUUGUGAAUAAAAAGGAAAAUACAAAAAAUACGCGUGCGAGACGGUUGAAUAUAUUUUCACUUUUUAUCCUGCCCGCAACCGAUAAUAGUCAUAAAUUAUACUAAGAGGUCACUAUCAUGAUAUUCAUGAUAAAAACUGAAAAUAUUUACAGAAUUUUAACACUAGUUGCGCUGAAUACCAAAACAGUAGCGACAUCUGGAGUAAUGUUAUCCCAUUCUGGUAUCACAUGCCUUGAUAGUGGUUAUAAUACCUCAUUGUGAUCGGAUUGGACAAAACUCAUUCGUAAAUUGCUUUGAAACUGAGUUUUAAUUGUUCGAAACUUAAAUUGAUGUCGAAAUACACAAGGUGGAGCUAGGGGUACUAUUUCGAUCGAUUCGGGAAGUUCCAUGUCACACAAAACCUAAGAAAGGCACAGAUGUAGUGCGAAAAGCUUUUCCUUCGUAUAUUUCCGGAAACGUUCGUAUUUGUCAUGCUAGUUCAGUCAACGUCAGUACAUCUUGUACUGAGACUGACUGAAAUAGCAUGA
This is a messenger RNA of Leguminivora glycinivorella, 4346 nucleotides long. Its product is annotated as eukaryotic translation initiation factor 4E transporter-like. NCBI's taxonomy places the organism in Eukaryota, Metazoa, Arthropoda, Insecta, Lepidoptera, Tortricidae. The record is from RefSeq and is a predicted model, not a curated record. Gene Ontology annotation, cellular component: nucleus; cytoplasm. Gene Ontology annotation, molecular function: mRNA binding. Gene Ontology annotation, biological process: negative regulation of translation.